CCUGCCUCUGGUCCCGCCUCCGGGCCCUGGGUCCCGCUACCGCCAGGAAGAGGCGUUGCUCUCGCUACCUUCCUACACUCCGGCGCGUGACUCCUCCCCGGACCCGUGAUGCCAAGGCUCCAGCGGGGGACGAGGAAGAGUCGGGCUUGAGCCCCAGCUGAGUCGAGGGCUCGCGGUCUUGUCUCCCCGGCCCGCCCCACCUCAAGAAAUGAGCGGUGGAUUGGCCCCAAGCAAAAGCACAGUGUAUGUAUCCAACUUGCCCUUUUCCCUGACCAACAAUGACUUAUACCGGAUAUUUUCCAAAUAUGGCAAAGUUGUAAAGGUUACUAUAAUGAAAGAUAAAGAUACCAGAAAGAGUAAAGGAGUUGCAUUUAUUUUAUUUUUGGAUAAAGACUCUGCACAAAACUGUACCAGAGCAAUAAACAACAAACAGUUAUUUGGUAGAGUGAUAAAAGCAAGCAUUGCUAUAGACAAUGGAAGAGCAGCUGAGUUCAUCCGAAGACGAAACUACUUUGAUAAAUCUAAGUGUUAUGAAUGUGGGGAAAGUGGACAUUUAAGUUAUGCUUGUCCUAAAAAUAUGCUUGGAGAACGCGAACCUCCAAAGAAAAAAGAGAAAAAGAAAAAAAAGAAAAUUCCUGAACCAGAAGAAGAAAUUGAAGAAGUAGAAGAAAGUGAAGAUGAAGGGGAGGAUCCUGCCCUUGACAGCCUCAGUCAAGCCAUAGCUUUCCAGCAAGCCAAAAUUGAAGAAGAACAAAAAAAAUGGAAACCCAGUUCAGGGGGUCCCUCAACAUCAGAUGAUUCAAGACGCCCAAGGAUAAAGAAAAGCACAUAUUUCAGUGAUGAGGAAGAACUGAGUGAUUAAAGUUAUAUUUAUUAUGUAAAUAUCAUUAAUUUUCUUUAUCUUAAGUUCAGUUGGGACUAAAGAUUACUUUUAGAAUUUGAACAUAAAGAACACUUAGUACCAAAUAAUUUUUUACUAUAGAAUAGUUCAUAGGAAAUUGAAAAUAAUUUUAAAGUAUCAUGUUUCUAUCUUGCCUUAGUAGAGUAAUAAAAAUAAUCACUUGGUAGUAACCAUUAAUCUUGAAAACAGUUCAUUUGAAUAAAACAGAUCAUAAUACUAUCAUAGUAUUGCAAUUGUCAUCUCAAGAAAAAAAUCGAUGUUUGAGAAACUCAUUAUAAAAGUUUAUUUGUAUUUGAUUGCUUUACAUGAAGACUUGAAAUUUCAUCUUUAAGACAAAAACUUCAUAAAGACUGGAAAAUACUGACUGAUUUAUUGUUAUUAACUGUUAAUAAAAUUUUCAAGAGAAUUUUGUUUUUAAA
Molecule: messenger RNA, 1320 nt
Organism: Suricata suricatta (meerkat)
Lineage: Eukaryota; Metazoa; Chordata; Mammalia; Carnivora; Herpestidae
Gene: ZCRB1
Product: zinc finger CCHC-type and RNA binding motif containing 1
Exons: 8
Coding region: 209-862 (217 amino acids)
Biological process (GO): mRNA splicing, via spliceosome
Cellular component (GO): U12-type spliceosomal complex
Molecular function (GO): zinc ion binding; RNA binding
Source: RefSeq, a predicted model, not a curated record